AUGCAGGGUGCUGUGGUGGUGGUGGUGGUGCAACUGCUACUGAGCUGCGGCACCAUCCAGCAGAUGAUCUUUGUCUUAGGAGAUCCAACAGCAGCAGAGCAGCACUGUCGAGAUUACAGCAGCACUUGCUCAGCUCUGACAGACACACAGGAGGUUGCAGUUAUAGAUGAGGUGACCAUUCAGCCCAGGAUCAGAGUAUCAUCCAGACCAGAAAAUCCCCCCCAAGACACAACUCUACAGGCUGGUCCCACGGAGCUGCCACCCACACCAGAUCCAGUGAGCAGCACUUCCCCUCUGAAGUUACAUCCUGGUCCAGAGGAUGUAGACACCAAAGUUGUGGUGAAAACCUACGCUGACACAGACACUAAGUCUGUAGGCUCAACCAAUGGAGAAACGGGGCCAAUGAAGGAACCGAGGAGCACAGGAGGAAGGCAUCAACCGUUCGUUAAAGCAAAGGAGAAGUCCAGAACAAGUGAAGGAUCAGUCUUGGAAAGUACUGAGAUAGUCAUUUCAAGACUUAACGUUCAACCUGAGAACCCCACAGCUCCAGGUGUCUUAUUAAGAGAUGCAGAAACUGCAAGUACGGAAACAUCUUUCUCCGAUGGGCCCCGGUUUGCUACUAGAUCUACUCUUAUCUCAGGCCCCAUCACAGAAUCAAGGUUUGUCACUUCCAGCAUCUACCCUUUAUCUGAAGGAGGAGUAAGGGAGGCGCGACAGGAGGCAUCGCCACUAGUCUUUAUACCUCCAGUUUCAGCGGACCCAUCAGCUAAACUCUCAAGUCAGACAGAAGGAAAUGUAACUGAGGACUUUGCUGUACCUCAGAAAGAUCCAGCUCCAAACCUGACCGUUUUAACUCCCACACUACAAAGUAGAGAAGCACUAAGUACUAGGAACAUUGAGGGUGAGACGGGUGAGAUAAAAGAAAAAGAGAAUAUGGAGGACAGGUUGCAAACUGUUUCACCCCAAACAGAAACGUUACCACAACGACUUCCAGGUGGAGAGCAGGGGAGUGGGACAGAGACAGAUGAAGAAGAGAUAGAUUUAGAGGAGGAUAAGGAAGUGCAAAGACAUGCAGAGAUGGAAAAAGAAAGUUAUGAUAAUGACACUGACAUUUCUAAGGAUUAUAAUCAGACCUCACCUGAUCGGAUCUCCCAGUUCAUCCAAUCAGAGACUGAACCCCCACAGCAGCCUGUUAAAGCAGCCAAUCAGCCGCCUACAUACACAGUCAGACAUCACGGGGCAGAAUUAAGACCUGGGAUCAGAGGUCAAAGGAAAAAGAAGAUCUAUAAAAAGCUGAUUUCUUCCUGGCCGAAACUUAAGGGUCCUCCAGGGCCUCCUGGACCUCUUGGAGAUGAUGGACCAAUUGGGCCACCUGGAAUCACUGGGAAGCAAGGACGAAAAGGAGUUAAAGGGAAAAUCGUAGGUAUCGCCAUCCUAUUUGCAUCUUACCACAUUAUACAGUAA
Perca flavescens (yellow perch) is the source of this 1464-nucleotide messenger RNA. RefSeq names its product collectin-12-like. NCBI's taxonomy places the organism in Eukaryota, Metazoa, Chordata, Actinopteri, Perciformes, Percidae. The transcript is spliced from 7 exons. The record is from RefSeq and is a predicted model, not a curated record. Bases 1 to 1464 code for a protein of 487 amino acids.